AAACCCUAAUACACCUAUCAGUGACACUGUUAACUCAAUCAAUGCAUGCCCCGUUCGUACCGUUGUUUCCCUUUUCAUUUUGGUUUUCGCUUCUUGAAUUCUGAGUCUUUUUUGAACACACAAUCUUUAUAGCUGCUUGUGAUUUCCCGCGCUUGAUGGAGUCCUUAAAAGGCUGUGACACUUGAUGCUUGAUGGAUGGAUGCUGUUGAGAAAGAUGAGGUGCCAAUGUUAACUGAUACAGACUGGCCAUCUGAUAGACAUGAGCAUAAUCCACAGCGAAGGUUGUCACACAGGAACAGAAGUGUUUCAAUAUCCAUCCUACCGAGCUCCAAUGAAUUGAAUUCCAGUCCAACAACUCCUGUCUGCUUUACAGGUCCCUUGUGUGGUGGAAGAAAAACACCAAGACAAGGGAAUCCUUCACAGUCCAUCCAUGGUGCCAUUGGCACGGAAAGGAGAGAGCAUGUGGAACAAGAAAACAUCAGAAUGCAUAAUCAUCAACUGGGAGAUCAUAAAAAUGAACACUUAUUGAGGUCAGGACAAUUGGGAAUGUGCAAUGAUCCUUACUGUACAACAUGCCCAAGUUCUUAUAAUUACAAGGAAAAACCUAAGAACUCAAGAGGAAGAUUUGUGAUCGGAAGAGAGCAUCAUGUAAAGUGGUGGGCAAGAACAAAGUUAUCCUUGCUGAAACAGUUCACAUUUGGGGUCAUGAAUCCACAUGCUAAAGUUGUUCAGCAAUGGAACCAAUUCAUUGUCAUUUCUUGCUUAUUGGCCAUUUUCUUAGAUCCCUUUUUCUUUUACCUGCUGUCAACGAAUAAGGGGAAUAAGUGCAUAUUAAUCAAUUGGCCGAUGACGCAAACCAUUGUGGUAUUCAGAAGCAUGACAGACCUUAUUUACGCCAUGCACAUGUUAGUUCAGUUCAGGUUAGCAUUCGUUUCUCCGGAAUCAAGAGUUGUGGGUGCUGGAGACUUGGUUGACCAUCCUAAAAAAGUUGCCUUACAUUAUCUUUCUGGAUUUUUUUUCUUCGACCUGUUAAUUGUAUUACCACUUCCUCAGAUAAUUGUAUUGUGUAUCCUACCAAAUGCCAUUGCAUCAUCGGGAGCUAAUUAUGCAAAGAAUCUUUUGCGAUCAUGUGUUCUUGUUCAGUACGUUCCCAGGUUAUACCGGUUUCUGUCUCUUCUUGCUGGCCAAUCUCCAAGUGGCUUCCUAUUUGAGUCGGCAUGGGCGAACUUUAUCAUCAAUCUUCUGACUUUUGUCUUGUCUGGUCAUGUUGUUGGGUCAUGCUGGUAUCUCCUCGGGUUACAGAGAGUGAACCAAUGCCUUCGAGAUGCUUGUCAUAACUCUGGAAUCAAACAUUGCAUGAAGUUUCUAGAUUGUGGGCAUGGGAAUGUUGGGAGAUAUGCAGCGGAUCCGGCAUGGAAAGUUUGGAAAGAAGAUGAAAAUUCCAGUGCUUGUUUUAACGAAGAUGGUUUCCCUUAUGGAAUUUACGUGAAAGCUGUCAAACUCACCGCUGAACCUAGUGUAAUCACAAGAUAUGUUUACUCCUUUUUUUGGGGGUUUCAGCAAAUCAGCACACUGGCUGGCAAUCAAACUCCAAGUUAUUUUGUGUGGGAGGUCCUUUUUACUAUGGGCAUCAUUGGGCUUGGACUUCUACUUUUUGCCCUUCUUAUCGGAAACAUGCAAAACUUUCUUCAAGGUCUCGGACGCAGACGGCUUGAAAUGUCACUUAGACGACGUGAUGUUGAGCACUGGAUGAGCCACCGACACUUGCCAGAAGAACUACGAAGAAAAGUUCGCGAGUCUGAGCGUUAUAAUUGGGCUGCCACCCGAGGGGUUAAUGAAGAAAGGCUAAUGGAGAAUUUGCCUGAAGACGUGCAAAGAGACAUACGCCGGCACCUUUUUGAGUUUGUGAAGAAAGUCCGGAUAUUUGCGCUGAUGGAUGAACCAAUUUUAGAUGCAAUAUGUGAACGGUUAAGGCAAAAGACAUACAUCAAAGGAGGCAAAACUUUAUAUCAAGGAGGGGUUGUGACGAAGAUGGUUUUUAUUGUAAGAGGGAAGAUGGAGAGCAUGGGAGAAGAUGGGAGUAAAGUUCCACUAGUGGAGGGCGAUGUAUGUGGUGAAGAACUUCUCAGAUGGUGCCUUGAAGAUUCUUCUGUUAAUGGAGAUACAAGAAACCAGAUAAAACCAAGAUACAUAUUGCUUAGCAACAGGACAGUGGAAUGCUUAACAAAUGUUGAGGCAUUUGUUCUUCGGGCAGCAGAUCUUGAAGAAGUCACCAGCCUUUUUGCUGGAUUCUUGAGGAAUCACCGUGUUCAGAUUGCCAUAAGGAACGAAUCUCCAUACUGGCGAGGCCUGGCGGCAACCACCAUCCAGGUGGCAUGGAGAUACUGGAAGAAGUGCCGAGAUCGUGCAUACACCCCACAUGGUGGUGGUACUACUCUUCCCUCCUCCUAGUUUGAUUAGCUACUAGUGUGAAAGCCUCGUUAGUUUUCAUGGCUUAUGAAGUUGUAAUAUAAGAUCGUUUCACUGGAAAUGUUGAAUUCAGCAAUAUGGGUGUCUAAUUGUCUCUCAAGGGUCGGGUUUUUCUUUUUUAUGGAAAUAGACGCUCUAUUCUCCAAGGUAAAGGCAUGCAUUCCACCUCCGAGACUUCGGUGAGAUAUACUUGGUUUGUUUGAUUUGGGUGAAUGUAUAAAUGUCUACAUUGUGUAUUGAUGUUUCCUCAUCGUGUUUGAGGAUCACGAAGUCAUAACGAUAAGAUGUACAUUUUGUCAACUGUGCCUAGGAUCCAAUGAUUUGGGCAUCUCAAAGCCUUUGGAGAGGCGUGUUUGUAUC
Cynara cardunculus var. scolymus (artichoke) is the source of this 2829-nucleotide messenger RNA. RefSeq names its product probable cyclic nucleotide-gated ion channel 20, chloroplastic. The record is from RefSeq and is a predicted model, not a curated record. The coding region runs from base 196 to 2451 and encodes 751 amino acids. Gene Ontology annotation, biological process: monoatomic ion transport; transmembrane transport. Gene Ontology annotation, molecular function: monoatomic ion channel activity. Gene Ontology annotation, cellular component: membrane. NCBI's taxonomy places the organism in Eukaryota, Viridiplantae, Streptophyta, Magnoliopsida, Asterales, Asteraceae. The transcript is spliced from 13 exons.